AUGGAGACGGACAUCUGGGAUGUCACGGCAGUGUUUGCAGUCGGGGCUGCUGUACGACUGCAUGGACUGCAGCGGAAGCCGGAGCUGAAUGGCUGCACCGGCAGGCUCACCCAGGACAUGGGUGGUGAUCGCUGGGGAACCAAAAUUGACGGACAAGAACUCUUUGUGAGCCUCAAGGCCUCAAACUUGCAGCUUCUGAUGCCGGAAGGCUAUUGGCACCUGGCACCGGGCUCCUUCGUGCAAGUGCACGGGUUGCAGAGCCGUUCCGACCUUAAUGGGAAAAAGGCAUCGUUGGCACAGUUUCUGGGAGAGCGUUGGGUAGUGCAGAUCGAGGGCAGUGAGGAUAUGGUCAGUUUGAAACCCGGCAACCUCUCCCCAUUGGCUUGCUGUUCACAGCUCACUGCAUCCUGGGAGAGUGACCUUCGUGAUCUGGAGUCUCUUGCCAGCAUGGUUCUACAGGAGUUUGUCGAAGGUCCUGACGCAUAUCCCGUGGUUCGUAGGCUGGGAAAGCUGAAGGUCACCAAAAAAGCUGAGGAGUUGGAUCCGCAAACGCUUCCCAGAGACAGACUGUAUCCCCGGACUUGGUGCGAUCUCGAACUCGGCGAAUCCGAAAGGCUGUUCUACAAGAUGUCGCUGUGCAGCAGAUGCUCUGAGGUAAACUACAUCUUUGCAGACGUAUUAAACCAAAUGGCCGGCCAAUGCACGCCGGUUUUCCAAGGUGCAGACAUAGCCGGCAUGUUUCUAUGUGUGGGCUUUGUUGUUCAUGCAUAUCGACGUCUGCACAUCAAGCAGAAUUUUGGGCAGGUCUAUUGGCAGCACAGCCAGCGAGUGCAUAAUGAAUCUCGAAACCACGUGUGGCUGGAGAUUCCUUUGCCUGGGGCGUCGCCGGGCGACCAAAAUGCACGACUGAUAUUGGAUUUGACUGCCGCGCAAUUCGACAUGUGUUCACCGCGAAAGCGCUUCGGCAUGGUCAGAGGUCAAGAUCGGCGAUACAAGAAAUGCUACGAGCUGCCUUGCACGAUGGUGCCACUACAUUUCUUGAACUGGGCAGCCGAUCGGAACAACGUGCGCUUUGAGGGAAAGCACUGUGUGGAGGCUAUUAAGACGUUCGAGAAGAAACUGAUGGUUUCAGGAGGACUUUGCUGUUCUGAUUCGCUCGGGAUUCUUGAAGCGAUACUUGACAGAAUAGGCACUGUCGGCCCGGGUCAGUUACUGAAGGAAGCAUUGGAGUCUUCAGAACUGCGAAGUUUUGAGCAGGCAUGUGGCAUGAAGUUGGAAGCGUUGAGGAAGAUGGACCAUACUGCGGCACAGAGCAUGAGAGAUGCUUUGGGCGAAGGACCUACGUGCGAAAUGGGUGGUUGUCCGCAGCAGUGA
This is a messenger RNA of Symbiodinium sp. CCMP2592, 1374 nucleotides long. NCBI's taxonomy places the organism in Eukaryota, Dinophyceae, Suessiales, Symbiodiniaceae. The record is from the annotation of a GenBank genome assembly.